Molecule: messenger RNA, 1068 nt
Organism: Salvia splendens (bonfire salvia)
Lineage: Eukaryota; Viridiplantae; Streptophyta; Magnoliopsida; Lamiales; Lamiaceae
Product: protein FAR1-RELATED SEQUENCE 5-like
Exons: 5
Coding region: 1-1068 (355 amino acids)
Source: RefSeq, a predicted model, not a curated record
AUGCACUCUCCUCUGGCUGAAGAGCCCCUGCUGUGGUGUUUGUUGGUGGAGGAAGGUGUUAUGGGAUGUGUUAUUCCAAUUUGCAACGCUGAGUUGAGGCCUUAUGAAGGUCAAAAAUUUUCUUCACUUGAGGAGGGAAUUUCCUUUUAUGAAAAGUAUGCUCAAGAGGCUUAUUUUGAUUGUCGAAGAUUUGGAAAUAUGUCUAGUGGUGGUGUUAUUACUUUUCAGUAUGUUAUUUGCAACAGACAAGGUUUUCAUACAGUUGAUCCGUUGGAUGUCGAUGUAAGUAUAUCUGAGGAUGUGAACGUGUCAGAUGAUGAUAAAGUAACUUCAAAGAAGAAACAUAGACGUGGCACAAAAAGUAUGAAUGAUGUUCAUCACAAGUUUGUUGAAGAUUGCACCAAAGCUAACAUCGGUCCUACUUCAACUUUCAACUUAUUAAAGGAGUUUUUGGGUGGUUAUGAUGUUGUUGGGUGUAUGUUGAAUGAUGUUGUUGGGUGUACGUUGAAUGAUGUUAGGAAUUGUUCUCGUGAUAUUAAAGAGAAACUGAAAGAAGUCGAUGUUCAAAUGACCCUAAAUCAGAUGCAAGAGAAGAAGAGAAUUUGUGAAGCAUUUGAUACAACAUAUUCGACAAACAGGUAUCGUAUGGUGUUUGAUCUAUUUACCGGGAAAGACAAUCACAUGUGUCCUAUUGCAUUUGGAGCUGGUUUCGUAUCCAGUGAGAAUUGUGAUGCAUUCUCAUGGCUUUUCACUGUGUUUGUUGAAUGCAUGGGUGUUGCUCCAAGGAUCAUAAUUACAUACCAAGAUUGGAGAAUGAGGCUUGCAUUUGAGAAGGUAUUAUCUAGUACAAGGCAUCGCUUGUGCAUGUGGCAUAUUAUGAGCAAGUUGUUUGAGAAAAUACUUAAAUCUUUUUCUGAUAGAGAAAAGUUUAGUAAGGAGUUUAAGACUUGUGUUUGGUCAGAAUUGUUAGAUCUAGAUGAGUUUGACAUAUUAUGGACUGGUAUUGUUGAAAAAUAUGGUGUGGAAGAUCAUAAAUGGUUUAAGGACAUGUUUGUGAAUUGCUAUUAG